AUGGAUGUUUUCCCAGCACUAUCAGGAUGCCUACGAGAUAGAGUGUGGUCCAAUCCGUACAUGCGCAAGGAUAGCAAAAUUAGAAUCUACAAGACUUGUAUCAGACCCAUCAUGACGUACGGCACGGAAGUCCGCGAAGACACCAACAAGACGAAACAAAUGCUAAGGGUAGCAGAGAUAAAAACCCUGAGGACAAUAGUGGGGAAAACAAGAAGAGACAGAGUAAGAAACACAGAUGUCAGAGAGCAGUACGGGAUACAAGAUAUUGUGAGAUGGAGAAGACAACGUAAGAGGCAGUGGUACAACCAUGUGAGACGGAUGGACGAUAACAGACUUCCGAGAAUAGUCCUGGAAAACAACCCGCCCGGCCCAAGACCUCCAGGGAGACCCCCUAAAAGGUGGAAAGAUAGUUGGCAAUCCACCUCACAGGAAAAGAUGCAGAGGCAGCUUCAGAAUUAA
Messenger RNA from Cylas formicarius (sweet potato weevil), 459 nucleotides. RefSeq lists its product as uncharacterized. Lineage: Eukaryota; Metazoa; Arthropoda; Insecta; Coleoptera; Brentidae. The coding region runs from base 1 to 459 and encodes 152 amino acids. The transcript has a single exon. The record is from RefSeq and is a predicted model, not a curated record.